Sardina pilchardus (European sardine) is the source of this 5499-nucleotide messenger RNA. It is a transcript of the gene ablim2, whose product is annotated as actin binding LIM protein family, member 2. Gene Ontology annotation, molecular function: actin filament binding. Gene Ontology annotation, biological process: cytoskeleton organization; lamellipodium assembly. The record is from RefSeq and is a predicted model, not a curated record. Gene Ontology annotation, cellular component: actin cytoskeleton. Lineage: Eukaryota; Metazoa; Chordata; Actinopteri; Clupeiformes; Clupeidae. The transcript is spliced from 22 exons. Bases 154 to 2235 code for a protein of 693 amino acids.
CGUCUCUCACACACGCGCACACAGAUACCGAAGCGACAGCUCACUGGAGUAUGUUCAACAACGGGCGUUGGAUAUUACAGCCCUGAACUCUUACUUAUUUUUGCAUUAUCGGACAUAAACAUUUGACAGGAACUUGACGCUAAUAGAAGAGAGAUGCCGGAGGAAAAAGCGUUCCACCAGCAGGCCGUGCACAGUCCACUGGACCAGCAGAAGUCGGCGGGCGGCUCUGGUGGGGGCUCGCCCAUCCCGUGCCAGACCUGCGGGAAGCCCUGCAAGGGGGAGGUGCUGCGCGUGCAGAACAGACACUUCCACAUCAAAUGCUUCAUCUGCAAAGUCUGUGGCUGUGACCUGGCCCAGGGGGGCUUCUUCGUGCGGCAGGGCGACUACAUCUGCACGCUGGACUACCAGCGCAUGUACGGGACGCGCUGCUUCAGCUGCGAGGAGUUCAUCGAGGGCGAGGUGGUGUCGGCGCUCGGCAAGACCUACCACCCACGCUGCUUCGUCUGCGCCCAGUGCAAACAGCCCUUCCCUCCUGGUGACCGCGUGACGUUCAAUGGGAAGGAGUGCACCUGUCAGAAAUGCACAAUGCCAAUGGCAGCCGACAGCCCCGCCCCCAUCCAGGCUGUGCAAAACUGCUGUGGCUGUGGGAAGGACUUUCAGAAUGAGCAGUCUCUGGUGGCCCUGGACAAGCACUGGCACUUGGGCUGCUUCAAGUGCAAAGUGUGCAACAAAGUGCUCAACGCUGAGUAUAUCAGCAAGGAUGGGAUUCCCUACUGUGAGACGGACUACCACGCCAUGUUCGGCAUACAGUGCGAGAGCUGCAAAAAGUACAUCACUGGCAAAGUGUUGGAGGCUGGGGACAAACACUACCACCCAACAUGUGCCCGGUGUGCCCGCUGUGAACAGAUGUUCGGGGAGGGAGAGGAGAUGUACCUGCAAGGUUCUAACAUUUGGCAUCCACCCUGCAGACAGGCUGCUCGGAUAGAGGAGAAGAGUAAGGUUACCAGGACCUCCUCUGAAAGCAUCACCUCAGCACCAGCCUCCAGCACAUCGGGAUCCCCCAGUCGAGUCAUCUAUGCAAAGCUUGGUGAGGAACUCCUAGACUACAAGGACCUUGCUGCUCUUCCCAAAACAAAAGCGAUCUACAACAUUGACCGACCAGACAUGCUGUCCUACUCCCCCUACAUCAGCUACCCAGCGGACGAGAGAGUCUACGGAGAGUCACCCCAGUUGCUAUCCCCUACUCCAACAGAGGGAGAAGGAGAGAAAUCGCCCCGUCAAAGAAGGCCCUCGAGCCCCAGCUCCAACAGCUCUCUGGGUGGAUACGGACGCUAUACUCCUUCUCGUUCACCCCAAAACUACAGCAGGGCAGAACUUUACUCGGGGGCCCAGUACAAUGCCCAGGCGGGGAACUCCAGCUCCCUGCCCUAUAACGGAGCAGUCAGGUAUGCCAGUGGUGGCGCUAGGGAUUCCUCCUCGCUGCCCCUGCACUGCUCUGGGGCGGGCAAACAAGGAGGGCCGUUUGGGAGUGGUGGGACCACCCUCCCCCUUAACCCCACCACCCUGGCCAUGCUUCAGCAGCACAACUACAUCCCUUACUUCAGAGGUAGUGAAAGUGGUCGGAGUACCCCGAGUCUGUCCACCUACUCGGACGGGAAGUCCCCCUCGUCCACGUACGUUGCGGCGCCCCGCCACUUCCACAUCCCAGAGACUAAGGUCAAAGAUAAUAUCUAUAGAAAGCCCCCUAUCUACAAACAGCAUGCGUCCAGAACAUCAUGGCAGGACGGAGACGAAAUCGACCGAAAGACCAGGACCAGCUGGAUGAUACUGAAGAAUGAGAUCGACGGCCAGUCCCCUGACAGCAUGGACCCCAGGACCUCCACCCACAGCCUGCCCAUCGACACCUCACAGCCCAAUUUCCCAUAUAACAAGUCAGCUUCUCUACCCGGCUAUGGAAGAAACGGAAUAUACAAGGCUGCUGAUCUUGGAGAGGAUGACCAAGACCAUGACUCCAACUGGGGAGGAAUGAGAGAGUAUAAGGUUUACCCGUAUGAAGUGCUGGCCGUAACCCACCGAGUCCGAGCGAAGCUGCCGAGGGAUGUGGACCGCACCAGACUGGAGAGGCACCUGUCCCCAGAAGACUUCUACCACGUGUUUGGCAUGACCAUUGAGCAGUUUGACCGCAUGGCCCUGUGGAAGAAGAACGACAUGAAGAAGAAAGCACGACUCUUCUGAAACGCACACCGCAAGAAAGAGUGAAGAACGCCAUCCCCCUCUCUCUCUCUCUCUCUCUCUCUCUCUCUCUCUCUCUCUCUCUCUUCUCUCUUUCUCUCUCAUCAUCUCUCGCUUCCUCUGCGUCUCCUACUCAUUUGUCCCGGUGAAGAGUGGAGUGGGGACACCUCGUUUCUGAAGGGCACCGCCGUGCUGCUGAACACCUCAACAUCGUACCAUCACCAUCCGAGGGCAGAGCAGAGGCAACGGAAAAAAGCUGCACUCUACUACAGCAUGACUCUCGCGUCACUCUAGCGUUACUCCCAUGUUACUCUAGCGUUACUCUGAUGUUACUCGCCAUAGAGGAGACAUGAUUGGUCGUCCGGUCGAGUCCUACACUGUCUGAAUGUUACCCUGACAACAAGGGGGAAGAGUAGCGUAGCUCCUCUCAAGUAGCGUUCCAUUUACUUUUCUUUCGUUUUUUUGUCUUUCUUUGUUUUUGUGUUUCUUCACUCGUUUCUUUCUUUCUUUCUCUUUUUAUUUUGCUGGAGUCUACUAUCCACAUUUCUGAGCCUCUUGCAUAAGGGGUAUCUAACACUAUGCUCUCACUCUCUCUGAUUUAUGCCCAGCUCAAGGCUACCUUUGCUCUGAAAACUGAAAAAAAUAAGAGCUUUAGCUAAUCCAACACAGACCUCUUUCUCUUUCUUUCUUUGAUGUUUUUCCACACUCGUGUUUUCUCGCUCUUUUUCCAUCCAAAAAGAUACUCAUCUCUCUCUUCAAAAAAGCUCACCUUCAGUUUUUCCACCGAUAGAGCUCGAAAAUGAGAACUGUCGCUAUAGGAACCUUAUGACCUAAUGAGAACUAUUCCUAAAGGGAUAUUAUGACCUAAGGGGCCCUCUUGCAGGUGUGCUCCCUCUGUAAGUAACAUUUAUUGCAGUGAUAUAUGGGUUCUUCUGACUCAUCAGUUGUCUAAAAUGUCAAUGCUUCCAGGAUGGGCGUACAGAAGGGGAUGCUGAUUGGUCCCAAAGCGUUUGUGGGUGUCCAAUCAGGGAGGCCAAAUGGAAACGGUUACAAGGGACCUUGAAUCUAGUGACGGGUUUUGACAUUUACGGUAGCUGCUCUGAUCACCUAGCUUCAAGAAGUAGCUACGUCAGCAGCACCACCAUUGCUCCUUGAGCAAAUUUUCUAUCGAAAAAAGUGAACGAGAUCAACAGAUUCAAAGUUCAGCUGGCCCACGGUUUCAACUUUCACCUGGCCUGAAGUUUUAGAUACAAACCCUAACCCAAAUGAUUUCUGGGGGGGGAUCUCUCCCCCCUCUCCCCCCUCCCCCUUUUGUGCCCCCCCCCCCCCAUUCACUUGUUACUGCAGAAAGUGUGAGGAGCAAUACCACUCCUGCUAUUCAUGCUUAUGAAGCCCCUGCUCCGGUGUGUGUGUGUGUGUGCCAGCUUACAUCACCAGGUCCAGGGCUCUCUCACUGUGUCCCUCCACCACCUGGCUAGUGCAUCCUCAGCGCUAGUGCCUCCGCAGCGCUAACCCUCUGCAUGCUCUCAUUGCCAAAGACCAGGUUAGCAUCAUCCGCCAACCAGUGCUUGGCCAACACCACACGUGCUCCCCCCCCCCUAGAACUUUCUUUGAACGAGAAGCCUCCUCAAGAAAGCACCUUAUUCUAGAUUCUUCUAUUUCUGUCUGUUUGUCCUCAUCGCGAGUUUGAUUUGCCAACAGUGGGGAAAAAAAAAAAGAUGCGAGUUUGUGUUUUGUUUCUAAUUUAAGCUGAUUGUCCUUGCUGUGAGUGAUUUUUUAAAACUAGCGGAGCCAGGUAUCUGUUAGCUCAUUGUAACCUGCUGAAGAUACAGAUGAGUUGUAAAGUUGGCUAAGGGAGGUGGAGAGAUUGUUUAACGUUAAAGGCCUUACAAGUAACAUUGUCCUGUUUCCACAUACCCAGUUAUGAACCCAUAUUUUGGGUUGUGAAGAUGUGGAUGUCAAAUGCCAUUUAUCCAGAUAUCACAUGCGAUGACACUUUACUCGGAAUUGACACACACACAUCUGUGCACCCCCUCACCCCACCACCCAACCCACACCACACAGACACACACACACACACACACACACACACACACACACACACACACACACACACACAGACACACAGACACACACACACGUGUACACACAAUGUUUGAAUGCUAUACCCAGCAUACCCAUGGAUUAUUUUUCUACUGUUUUUCACUGCAUUGACUUUCUCCAUGUCCCCCCCACUGUUGAUAGAACCAUGACAUGAUGUAGCCUAGACAACCUACUCAAAGCAUCAUACUAUUUUACUUAUUUGUUGAGCUCUGCACACAACCUUACAGAUUUGUUUAUAUUGUAUGACAAUACAUAGCAUGAGCUUCAGGGGUUUCCCCAGUGUAAAGUCCAAUUGAAAAUGUAUUUUACUUUUCUCUCUGAUAAGGAGAUGAAGGGUAUGUAUAUACAUGUUAGUCUGGUAUGCAACUGUAAGCAUCCAGAGGCACAAGGCCGAGAACCUGUGCAGUUGGUUAUAUCGUAUCAGUCAUCUCUCUGCAUCACUCCUGGGGUAAAAUUACUGAAUGAUUGUAUCACCAACUUCAUUAUCCCAGUGGAUUGCGCUGAGUUUUAGUUCACGUGUGUGUGUGUGUGUGUGUGUGUGUGUAUGUGUGUGUGUGUGUGUGUGUGUGUGUGUGUGUGUGUGUGUGUGUGUGUGUGUGUGUCUGUGUGUCUGUGUGUCUGUGUGUCUGUGUGUCUGUGUGUCUGUGUGUGUGUGUGUGUCUGUGUGUCUGUGUGUGUGUGUGUGUGUGUGUCUGUGCAUGCUUCUCUAUUAAAGUUCUGGCUAGAAAAGCUGGGUAUGUUUUUGUUAUGAGACAUUUAACUGAAAUGCCUGCACACACGGCAUACACUGUUGUAAGUCCCAAAUUCUCAUAUCAAUACACCUAUUAUGGAGACGUAUUGGCAAUGCCCCCUGCCCUCUUUAACUGCGCUAACUAGCCAUGUAAGAUAUCUGUUCUUUCCCAGCUUGUGUCCUGGUUUGAAACCAAAUUAGGCAGUUUGAACUGUUUUUUUUUUAUACCUUGUAAAAACACGUGUCCUGCUUUGCCAAUAGUGGACUUGUCUAUAUAUGUAUGUCAUGCAUAUGUGUAUGCCAAAUCAAACAUCGAGAGAACAAGUUCUUCGAAGAGCUGUGGAAGUGACAUAUCAGAUGAAAUCUGAGGGUAACUCUGCAGGCUGUUUCAACAUUGUAAGACAGGUGUGUGUGUGUGUGUGUGUGUGUGUGUG